Molecule: messenger RNA, 678 nt
Organism: Mesocricetus auratus (golden hamster)
Lineage: Eukaryota; Metazoa; Chordata; Mammalia; Rodentia; Cricetidae
Product: histone H2A type 1-B
Exons: 1
Coding region: 49-441 (130 amino acids)
Cellular component (GO): nucleosome
Molecular function (GO): DNA binding; protein heterodimerization activity; structural constituent of chromatin
Source: RefSeq, a predicted model, not a curated record
UCAGAACACGAUUGUAGCAAGCUUUCAACUCUUGUCUCUGUAUCCACAAUGUCUGGACGUGGCAAGCAAGGCGGCAAGGCUCGCGCCAAGGCCAAGACCCGCUCUUCCCGGGCCGGCCUGCAGUUCCCCGUGGGCCGCGUGCACCGCCUUCUCCGCAAGGGCAACUACUCGGAGCGGGUGGGCGCCGGCGCUCCGGUGUACCUGGCUGCCGUGCUGGAGUACCUGACGGCCGAGAUCCUGGAGCUGGCUGGCAACGCGGCCCGCGACAACAAGAAGACGCGCAUCAUCCCGCGCCACCUGCAGCUGGCCAUCCGCAACGACGAGGAGCUCAACAAGCUGCUGGGCCGCGUGACGAUCGCUCAGGGUGGCGUCCUGCCCAACAUCCAGGCCGUGCUGCUGCCCAAGAAGACCGAGAGCCACCACAAAGCCAAGGGAAAGUAAGACCACUGCUUUUCACACUGGUCUUCACUAUAAAAUACACAAAGGCUCUUUUCAGAGCCACCCACUUGUUUCUAUAAGAGUGCUGAAAUGACUGCGGUGAUGUGAUGCCCAGGGUAUUGAGAACUACCUAGGUAAAUACAAAGAUUGUAAUAAUAAUUCAGCAAGAUAGUGUUUGGGGAUGUGGGUGUGCUCUUGGUCUGACAGAAUAGUCAUUAAAAUAAGGUAUAAAUGAUAAAA